AGUCAGUCUUAUCCUCAUGUAGUACAGGAGCCGCAAUUGGUUCUUCACCACAUGCUCUUAGCCUUAUCUAAAUAUUAACAGAUUAUGCACACGUUCAUUCAAACUAACCAAAUGAUAACCGGCUUAUGUCCAUACUGAAGUGUAACCCUAUGACAUGUCGACGUGUUGGUGCUGUAACGCUUAUAAAGAACUCUGUACUAAAACAUCAAUGGUACAUUUUUGGAUUUUCCUCCACCAAAUUAAACAAGUUGCAAGCCUGCAACGAAAGAGAAGGCAAAGAAAGCUAAAGCAGGAGCGAGUGGAGGAAAGGAAGGGAGGGUGUAUCUAAAUCUGCUAAUCCCCCCACACCCCCGUCCUCAAUCUCUGCCCCCUUCAUUCAGUCCGGGAGGAGGACACGGCGUCGGAUGCCCAGUCAGCCACCGGAGGCCAUGAUAAAUGGACAGAAAUUAAGUUAUUUUUGAAAAAAAAAAAAAAAAGAUUAAUUAUUAAACCAUGCAAUUCGGAUUAUUCCCGAAUAACGGAAGAUUCUCGCAACUGUAAUUUGUGUUUGUACAUUUCUGUUUGUCUCCUUGCUUUAUCCUGUAUAGGAAAGGUAGGUCUUACUAGAUAGGGAAAGUGAAACCGUAAGGGUAAGUUAGGUGGGUAAAUCAGGUUUCUUUCUGGAUCUGGGAGUAUCUUUCGGCAUCGGGGUCCCCAAUGAGCGACUCGGAGAAAAGCAGCCGCGACUCAAAGCUGGAGGCGGUGAUACAGAAGCUGGAGCAGAGCGUGCUGUCUGAAGAGAAACGUCUGACAGUCAGAGGCCCCGUGCAAGACGCUCCAGCCACCAGCCUGCCAGCGCGAAUCAGGGAGAUCGUCACUAAGAAUCUUGGCGACGGCACCGGAGGCGCGAUGUCCUCCCUCCUGUCUCUCCAGGAGGAGAACCGGGUUCUGCAGGGCGAGCUGGGCAGGCUGGAAGACCUGCUGGCCCACAGCAGAGCGGAUCGUGAUGAGCUGGCUAUCAAGUAUAGCGCCAUUAGCGAGAGGCUGGAGCAGGCUCUGCGCCUGGAGACGGGCGAGAGGGAGCACGACAGCCCAGACUCGCGCACCCUGGCACAGCAGAACGUGGACCUGCGCAGACGCCUGGACGAGGAGCAGGCGGCGUACAGGCGCAAGCUCACCGCCUACCAGGAGGGGCAGCAGAGGCAAGCGCAGCUGGUGCAGAAACUGCAGGCCAAGGUGCUGCAGUAUAAGAAGCGGUGCGGGGAGCUGGAACAGAACCUGGCAGAGAAGGCAGCAGAACUGGACCAGCGGCAGCUGAGUGGCACGUGCGAUUUGUCUGGCAGCGGCCCCCGGCGGGAAACGGAAGAGCCCAGCAGUGACCUGGAGAACGCUCUGAUCCGAUUGGAGGAGGAGCAGCAGAGGAGCAGCAGCCUGUCUGCCGUCAACGCCAUGCUGCGAGAGCAGCUGGAGCAGGCAGGGCUGGCCAAUCAGUCGCUCAGCGAGGACAUUCGCAGGCUCACUGCUGAUUGGACCAAAGCCAGGGAGGAACUGGAGCAGAGGGAGUCUGAUUGGAGGAAAGAGGAAGAGUCCUUCCACAGCUAUUUCAGCAAUGAACACAGUCGACUGCUGAUCCUGUGGCGACAGGUGGUGGGGUUCAGGAGACACGUCUGUGAGCUAAAGAGCGCCACUGAGAGGGACCUAUCUGAGAUGCGCAAUGAGCUAUCACGGGCGUCCCACGCAGUGCAGUCAUCCUGCACGUGCGUGGCCGCAAGUCUGCGCAGCCGGGAUGCGAGCUCUGCCCUGGUGCUGGAACGGGAGUCUGCGCAGCGCACGCAGCUGGAGCAGCAACUGCGAGACCGAGUGGCAGAGAUGAUGGCCCUGCAGACAAAAUAUGACACCGAGAGGGCGGAGCUUAACAGCAGGCUGACGGAGGCUGUGAAGGAGGCGGAGAGGCUGCAGGCACAGGCGGAGGAGCGGGAGAGAACCAUGGCCUCCCUCAGCCAGAAGCUGGAGGAGCGGAGGGGAGAUGACGAGUCGGAGCUGCACUCCCUGAGAGCGCACACAGACACCCUGCUGCAGACGCUAAGGGACAUCGCUCAGGUUUUGCUGUCAGACGGCGACACUGCUCCCUCGUCCGAUGCUGAGGGAGAGCAGGAUGGCUUAGGGGCCUCACUGAAGCUCCUUCUGCGGGGCCCCUCCCCGCACCGGCCCUCCUCUCCUCGUCGCUCCUUCUCCCUGCUCCCCCUGGCAGACUCCAGUCUGUCCGCCCUUCGCUCCCUGGUGAGCAGUAAGCAGCUGCAGUUGCAGGAGACACGUGGGCGCCUGCUGUCUGCGCAGUCCUCAGCCCAACAGCUGCGCAGGCAGCUGACGGAGGCAGAGGCGGGCCGCCAAGAGGUGGAGCUGCGUUGUCAGGAAGUGCGGGGGGAGAGGGACGAAGCCCAAAGAGAGAGGGAUGCGACACUGAGGGACCGGGAGCGCCUGAGGCAGGACAGGGACACGCUGGCCAGCGAGAAGCUCUGCACAGAGAAGGCGGCGCAGGCGGCGCAGUCACGGGCGCAGAUGCUGCAGCUGGACUGCGAGAAGCUGCAGCUGUCACUGGCCACUGUGCAGAGAGAGAGAGACCAUGAGAGGGAGGAGAAGGAGGCCGUGGCCCAGGAGAGGGAGCGAGCACGGGCAGAGAUGGAGAGAGUGCAGAGACAGUUGGAGCAGAGUGAGAGCCGAGCCUCAGCACAGCGCAGUGAACUGGCUGCAGUGAGGGAGAGUCACCAGCAGGAGGUGGUAAAGAGGCAGCUGCUGGAGGGCGCGAAGGCACAGCUGACUGAAGUCCUGGGCAGGGCGGAGUGCAGCAAUACGGAGCUCUCACUGUUGGUGAACAAGAUCCGGUCUGAGGAGGCCUCGCUCCGUGACUCGCUGGCCAAGAUGGGCAGCCUGAAUGAGGGGCUGGCCCAGGACAAGGCAGACCUCAACGCCAUUAUAAUCCAGAUGGAGGAGGAGAGGGGGCUACUGCUGGCACAGAAGCGGGAGGCUGAGCAGGAGAAGCUGACCGUCCGGGAGGAGCUGGUGCGCUUGGAGCAGGAGCGGCUGGAGUUGGAUUCUGCCCGCCUGGCCCUUCACCAAUCACUGCAGGAGGCGGAGCUGGGGAGGGCAGGUCUAGAGGCAGAGCUUCAGACGCUCAAGGCUGAUAGGACGAAGCUGCAGGACAAAGUGACUCAGCUUUGCGGAGAGGUCAGCGCUUUGGGGGCGGAGCUGGGGGCAGCCCGUGGUGAGGGUCAGAGGCAGGGCGUGGCCCUGGAGGAGGCGGGCCGGAGCCGAUCGGAGCUGGCCCGUGAGAGGGCGGGCCUGGUGGUGCAGCUCACGGCUUCCGAGAGGGAAAACGCUGCACUCACCGAGGAGCUGGCUGCCUUUAGGUCGGAGAGGGAGGCCCUGGAGACGAGUCUGUUCGAGGUGCAGCAACAGCUGGCGCAGCUGGAGUCCCGCAGGGAGCAGCUGGAGUCGGAGAAUCAGGUCCUGCGACUAGGCAGGGACACGGCCGCCGCGGAGCUGAAGCGGGUGCGAGCAGAUGGGGAGCUGGCCCAGGCGCAGAGCGAGCGGGAGAAGGAUAAUUUAGCGCAGACCCUGGCACUCACCCAACAGGAGGCUCAGCAGGUCCUGCGCAGUGCCCAGAUCGACCACCAGGAGGAGCUAGAUAGGCUCAUCUCAGAAAAGGAGGCGCUCCGGAGGCGCCUGGAGGCAGAGCAGGAGGAGAUGGGCCGCAGGUUGCGACAGGAGGCAGAGGAGGCCCUCCUCCGGGUGGAGCGGGAACAGGAGGACCUGAGGAGAGAGCUGAGCACCCUGCAGCACGACAGGGACCAGAGUCUCCUGCAGGCUGAGAGCGACAAGCAGCAGGCCCUGUCUCUCAAGGAGGCAGAGAAGGCGGUGCUGUCUGAGCGGGUGUCUGCCCUGCAGGCUGAGCUGGGGGGGGUCACCCUGGAGUUGGACCGGCUGCGUAGGGAAGUGGCCCGCCUCAAAGAGCAGGAGAGGGCUACGGUGGGGGCUCUGACUGAGGAGCUGCAAGACCUGCGAUCGCAGUUGGCCGACGCAGGCGAUGCGCACGGCCGUGAGCUGAGCCGGCUGCAGGAGAGCUGCGCAGACCUGCAGACGCACGCAGACGCCGCCCUGAAGGAGCUGGAGGAGUGCAGGGCCUCCCUGUCGGGCAGUGAGGAGAGUGGCCACGGACUGAGGAGGGAGCUGCUGGAGGCGGAGAGGCAGAUCUGCCAGCUGCGUGACGGCCGGGACGCCCAGCGGCGGGAGGUGGCGGAGCUGCGGAGGGCCCUGGGGGACGUCACCAAGGAGAGGGACACGCUAGGCCAGUCCAACAGCCAGCUGAGGGAGAGCCUGAGGACGGCGGAGAGUGAGCGCAUCAGCACAAAACGUCAGUGUGAGGAGAAGGACCAAAAGCUGGCUGUGCUGGAGGAGAGCCUGGCAUCUGCGCAGCGUGAGGUGGCUGAGCUGCGCAGCUGCCUGCGGGAGGUGGAACGGUCGCGGCUGGAGGCUCGCCGGGAACUGCAGGAGCUGCGCAGACAGAUAAAGGUGCUGGACGGAGAGAAGGAGCAGAGGGGCCGGCAGGUGGCAGAGUUACAGGCCCGGAUCUCCUUGGAGGAGCAGCGGGACGAGGAGAGAGCGAGGGAGACGUUCACGCUGAAACAGAGGCUGGCCGAGGCAGAGACAGUCAGGAACACCCUCAAGAAGGAGAUGUCCACGCUGCAGCGGCGACUUGCCGACUCGGAGUGCGGCUGGCGCAGCAGCGAACGGGAGCUUUCUGCUCAGCUCCAGGAAUCCCGCGGCUGCGAGAAGAAGCUGCAGGACGAGGCGCGCAACCUGGCGCUGCGGGCGCAGACGGCGCAGGACGGGGCGGCGCAGGCCAGCUUGCACCUCAGCGAGGCGCAGGGCCGCCUGGCCGCCACGGAGGCGGAGCUUGCCCGUGCGGAGGCCCGUGCCAAGGAGUUGGAAUUCCGACUGGGGAGCCUGCAGUCGGCGCUGAGCCGCACGCUAGGCAUCGGCGCUGGGGGCAGGAGGAGCUCGGCCAGUGGCCGGGGGCGGAGCCCCGCCACCACAUCCCCUGGGACACCCGCGCUCUCGCGACAUCGCAGCGUCUCGCCCCUACGCCGCUCCACAUCACCCUCCAGAGGCUGGGAUGAGCCGAGCAGCAGUGGGGCCUCGGAGAAGGGCGCAGGCUCGAGACCCAUCUCCCCCGAGCGGGGCGACACUCCGCUGCCCCUUCCCCUGCCGGAGCUGGACUCAGAGACCCUGCGCAGUGGGCUGAGGGAGUUCCUGCAGGAGCUGCGGGAGGCACAGAGGGACAGGGAUGACGCGCGUUGCCAGAUGGGGGCGCUGCAGAGGGAGCUGGAGGAGGUGUGUGUCGAGAGGGACUCGGCCCAGACCAGGCUGGCCCAGCUGCAGAACGCUCUCGCUGACUGCCAGGAGGGGAAGCGUGGGGCAGACGGGCGCCUGAGCUCAGCACAGGCCACGCUGCAGCAGCAGGAGGAGGCGCUGAGGCGAGGAGAGCGGGAGAGGAGGGCACUGGGAGACAGGGUGAAGGAGCUUGAGAGAGUGAUGCAGGGCGCAGAGGCAGAGAGACGCCAUGCGCAGGAACAGCUCAGCCGGCUGAAGGCGGGGGAGGCACGGCUGGAGGCCGAGCGGAAGAAGCUGCGGGAGGCGCUGGAGGCGGCGGAGGGGCGGGGCACUAAACUGGAGCUGAUGAGGCGGAGCCAGGAGGGGGAGCUGCAGCGGCUGAAGCUGAGCCUGGUAGAGCGGGAGGCGGAGAGUCAGGCUUCUCAGGAGCGUGUUGAAGGCCUGCUGAAGCAGGUGACUGAGGGGGAUGGGCGCGUGGCGGGCCUGCAGAGGGAGGUGGAGAGGCUGAGCCAGGCCCUUGCCAAGGCCCAGGAGGCAGAGUCAGUACUGAAGGAGAAGGUGCAAAACUUGACGCAGAGCCUACAGGAGGCCACUGCCGCCCACAGCGCCACCCAGGGGCGCCUGACUGCACUGCAGAAGACGCUGAGCACCUCUGAGCAGGACCGUAGGCUGAUGCAGGAGCGCGUGGAUGCCACCCGCGGGUCCCUUUUGGAGGGGAAACGCAACAUCGCGGGCCUUACUGAGCACGUGCAGAGACUGCAGGCCGACCUGGCACAAAGCGAACUGCGCAGGGAGGAGCUGGAGGCUGAGCUGAACCACACGCAAGAGGCCUUGAGGCAGCGGGCGGCCAGCCUGGUGGAGGCGCAGCGCACAGUGCAGGUGGCGCAGGCGGAGCGGGCCGCCAUGGAGGAGCGUCUGCGCGGCCUGCAGAGGGCGGUGGCCCAGCUGGAGACGGAGAAGCGGGAUGCGGAGAGGCAGGCCGUGCGGCUGGAGAAGGACAAGAACGCGCUGAGGAGCACCCUGGACAAGGUGGAGAGACAGAAGCUGAAGUCCGAGGAAGACGGCAUGCGACUCUCAGCUGAGAAAGGCCGCUUGGAUCGCUCCCUGAACACAGCUGAGCAGGAGCUGCAAGAGGCCCAGAGGCAGAUCGCCAUGCUGCAGACCCAGCUGGCAGAGAUGGAGCAGUCCCACAGUGCCGGCGAGAGCUCGGCCCGGCAGAGAGAUGAGGCCCAGAAGGAGGCAGAGAGGCUGAAGGCCACCCAGAGGGAGGCAGAGCGCACCCUGGCUGCUCGGGAGAGGGCACACCGACACCGAGUCAAGGGGCUGGAGGAGCAGGUUUCCACGCUAAAGGAGCAACUGCAGCAGGAGAUAAGGCGUCGGCAACCCCCUCUGCCCGCCUCCCUAAUCUCCAGUGGGAAUUGAGUGCCAUUCUCUAGUGCCCCCUGGC
Molecule: messenger RNA, 6817 nt
Organism: Brienomyrus brachyistius
Lineage: Eukaryota; Metazoa; Chordata; Actinopteri; Osteoglossiformes; Mormyridae
Gene: crocc2
Product: ciliary rootlet coiled-coil, rootletin family member 2
Exons: 37
Coding region: 697-6792 (2031 amino acids)
Source: RefSeq, a predicted model, not a curated record